AUGGCGAGGGGCCCACAGCUCUAUUCACCAACAAGCCAGCUGGUCAGUGAUGAGAGGAGCCGAAACAAUGCGGGGCGCACAAACCAGGAAGAAAAUGCUUUACAAACGGCUUCAAACCAAGGAGAUCAAUGGGUCGCGCCUCCCCAGCCAGCUGCCCUCCUGUCCGACACCGUCCUGGGCCCGUGGAUCCCGGGACCGCCCUCCCCUGGCGCACGACUCCCCAGCUCACCUGACCACGUUGGGGUGCUCGAAGGUCUCCAGGUGCCUCAGCACCGCCACCUCGCGGAUGGUGGAGAGCGGCAUGCCCUCCUCGCCCGUCUGCACCCGCACGCGUUUGAGCGCCACGAAACGACCUCCGUUCUUCAGGUCCCGGGCCUUGAACACCUUACCAUAGGCUCCCUCCCCGAUCUCCGCCACGCAUUCGUACUGCUGGUCGGCGCGGCUCAGGCCGUCCUUCUCCAUACCGCUCGGACGCCGCCCGGCGCGGCGCCGCUAGGGAGGGCGGGGGGCGUGCUCUGCUCGCUCGCGGCCGCCACUCGCCGGCUCCGGGACUCCCCCGCCGCUCCCUCGCUCCCAGGAGCUCGGUCUCGCUCUCCCUCACCCCCGCCGACUACCGCGCUCCGACGCUCGGGCUCUCGCGGCCGCCGGGGCUGGAUGGAGCGACCUCUCCGCGGGCGGGCACAACUGGUUCUGCCGCGAAACUCCGCCUGCCGAAUCGCCGAAGAGCCAGCCGAUCCCUCCUCUUCCCUCCCCGAAGCGCAGACCUCUGCACAGACACCGAGGCGAUUACAUAGUCUCUGCCCCAGCGAGUCUCAGUCCACAAUCAUUCCACCUAAAAGAGGAGAAGGGAGGACAAGAAGAAAGUGCAAUCAGACAUCCCAGGCGCCUUCCUCGGGGUUCCUGCAGACUCCCCUCCUCCUCUUUCACGAAGCCCCUGUUGCUACCCUCCGCGCGCUCCUGCCCUCUCCCAGGCCGCUUAAUCCUUCCUGGUUCCUCCGAGAAAAGCUAAGUUACUUUUCUUUCCCUGCAGGGCUUGGAGCAGUCUUCGCGCGGAGAGGUUGCAGGGGCCCCUCCGGGAAGAACGCGCGGCGCGGGACGCAGUGGAACGGGAGGGGGCGUGCGGAGCAGCCCAGAGUGUGCCGGGAGCGCGGGGGAGGGGAGGCGCCGGGCACGUCAAUGUCACGGCUUAAUAUUUAUUCCUAUAUCAUUGUGUAGUGCUGCUACCCUCCCGGGGCCUGGACGCGCAGGGAGAGGGGCUCCCGGGGUGCCGAGGGGCGUUCAGGGGUCGCGCACACACUGCUGUGGAAGGACUGUGAGUCCACCCGUGUGGGGCCGCAGAAUGUGGGUGGGGGCUCCCAGGACCCUGUAACCCGAUGCUGGGAGUGUGCGAGAAGGGGUGGUCAGACAUCUGCUCGGAAAUUGCUUCCUUUCUACUUUCAGUUUUUCUACGAGGAUACAUUUAAAAACGACUUGCACACACAAAUGGUCUUUUAGGGGGUAAAGGAGUCUGAGUUGGAAACGGAAUUCUUCCUCAAACUCUGAGGACCUCCCUGGUAGAAACCCAUCAGGUUGGGGAGGGCUGGGGUUCCCGCUACUCGGUGGUGGGUGAGCAGUGGGGGCAGGGAGUACCCCACGCGACCCUAAGGGUGGGAGAAAGGGGUGUUCGCCACAUUUUAGCUUGUGGUCUCUUUAAAGAAUAACUUGAGUUGAAAGGUAACAUAACCGUGACUCGCCCUGAAAUUUUCAACCGAUUUCAACCUGAGCAAAACUCAACCACCCCUUGAAAAAGAGUGGGAGUAGGGGAGUAAAUGCCGAGCCGCUCCGGGGGUGAGAGAGAAGGGGCUGCGCCCUCGGGGCGGGGACUCGCGAAUCUUUCCCUACUCCCAGGAUCUUCUCCGAUGUAGGUAGCAGAGGUUUCCAUUCCCCUUUCGGCUUAAGGCCUGGUGCAGUCUGCAGCCAGUCGCUCCCCACCCCCCACCCCCAUCUCCAGUCCUCCGCAAAACAAAGUGCGGGGUUGGGGGUCACCUUCCCUCCCCAUUCACUUGCGAUCCAAGACCCAGGAAUCCUCCAACCCACGGCCGCCGCGGCCUCGGCGGGACGUUUGCCACGCCGGCCGCGUGUCCAGAAUUCCCGGGGCACCUCGGAAUUACCUGCCCCGCAACCGCGGGCCCACUCGCCUUUUUCCAGGAAUUAAAGAAACAAAUGGCGCGACCCUCACGGUGUGAGGGCGGAGGGGACCGCAGCGAGGGCAGACACCCUCACACUCCAUUCAAAACUCUCCUUAAAAGGUGAAGGUGAAUGGGGGGGGGCGAAGAACGAGCCCCCAGAGCCUGCCCGGGGGUCUAAGCCAGGCCGAGGGCCACACAGGUAGCGGAGGAGCCAUCGCCAGUAGCGCAGCCCCCUCCGCGUACCCCCUCCCCUCCUCCCUUCCAGCCCGAGGCUCUGCAGCGAAGGAAGCGUCGUGGACGUCCCACCCCCGCAGGGAACUGCGCCCGCUGCCCCAACCCGGCCCCGCACAGUCUGCGCAGGCUCUCCCCUCUCGCUCCCCGGACCUUCGGCUCCGGCGGAGAGAAACGGGAGCAGCAGUGCCUUCCCCCACCCUCCACUUUUUUUUGUUGUUGUUGUUGUUGCUUUCCCACGCUGGCUGAAUGUGACUUGACCCCAUUUCAAAAAAGUUUGACAUAGUGCUUCAACAUUUCCGCAUUCCUCUGCGACUACAAAGACUACAGCCGCCUCCUUCUGCUUUCUGUGUCUGCUCUCUGUCUUCACACUCAAUGAAAUCCUUCAUGUGCCUCUCCCGAAGCCUGCCAAGCACCGCAAGGGUCGCCGCUAGCGCAGCGACAAGAGGCCGCACCGGGGACCAGGGCUCCCGCGUGUGCGCACACGCAGAUGCGCCCACGUGCACACUGGCCGGCACGCUGCGGGGCGGGAGCUGCUCACUGCGGGGUAUGGUCCCACCACAAGACUUCCUGAACUUCCCACAGGCUUUGGAAAUAGCAGCUGCGAUGAACUGUCUUUGAAAGGAGUCACCAAGCUCUGCGAGCUAUUUGGCAUAUGAAGGUCCUGACCUGAGAAAACCAUCUUGGAUAACCAGGGCAAGGAGAAGGAAAAAGGCAACACCUAGGAGAUUUCAGUAAACAGUAGAAUCAUGCCAACCUAAUCUGUGUUAAAAUGCUUGGAAUGUGGGAGCCGCUGAUGAUGCCUGUUGUCUGUGUGUCUGACUGAAUCCUUUCUUUUCUCAGAGCAGCAAAAGCCAAGCCUGGGAACCAGGCCAAAUGCCUGCCACUUACCUUAAAUUGAUCAGCCACUUUGAGAUUAAAACCCCUGAAAGCUGCCACACCGUGAAAACAAGGCCUCCUUCACAUUAAAGGCAAAUUGCGACUUUG
Hipposideros armiger (great roundleaf bat) is the source of this 3386-nucleotide messenger RNA. RefSeq lists its product as uncharacterized. The record is from RefSeq and is a predicted model, not a curated record. Bases 1 to 1215 code for a protein of 404 amino acids. The transcript is spliced from 4 exons. Lineage: Eukaryota; Metazoa; Chordata; Mammalia; Chiroptera; Hipposideridae.